AUGCCGAUAGAAUUCACUCAUGAACGAUCGGGAGGUGGUCGUCAAGAUGAUGCCCCGUCGACGGGUCUCCGCAUAUUGUGUCUCCAUGACGAACAUUCCAGUGCCUCGGAAUUAAAGACGCAUCUGACCCUGUUGGGGGAUCGAUUGUACCAGAAACACGGAAUUGACUUGGUGUACAUCAACAGUCCCUUGUGCACGUCACAAUUGGGGGGAGAAACGGACCGCAUUUGGUAUGAUACGACUGUAAAGCAGGAACUGUUGGGUCUGGAUGCGUCCUUGUGUUUGUUGCAGCAGAUAUGGACGUCCAUGCCUUUUUGGGGAAUUCUAGCGGUAGGCCAAGGUGCCGCUGUGGGGUCCUUGCUGUCGCUGCUUCCAGAUGUCAAACCGAGAGCCAAAUUUGGAAUCUUUAUUCAGGGUGAAGCGUUGAUUCAAGAAGCCGAGCAGUUGGUGGAUGCCGGGGAUGAUUGGGAUUGUUUGCAUAUUGUAGAUCCCAAUGUCAAGACUGAGUCGGGAGGAAGGCUUAUCCAGCAGUUUGGAGGUGCUGCACACCAGAUAUCUAGGAAUGGAGACGACGAGGGCUAUUCGAAGAAAGUAUUGAACCUUAUUGGCAAGUUCAUUAUUGAACAAAAGAAAAAGAUACGACAAGAUGGGGGUGAAUGCCAAGCAUUGGCACUCCAGAAUCAACUACACAUUGUGGAACAACAAGCUUCUCGCUUGAUUGCUCAACAAAUUGCACAGAAUCCACCCAGUGUGCUCAUGGCAGUUGUGGCACCCAAAGAAGUGGCAGCUGGUGGCAUGAAACGAAGAGCCCCAGGGGAAGAGGGAGGUGGAGCUCCCUGUCCUCCAGAAUUCUUGUUGAGAAGAGAUACCAGGGCACAAUUCGAUUCCAAUGGGACUUCCAGUCGGGUACAUCCAGAAGAUAGAUCAGUGCAGCAAGAAGAAUCGUAA
Messenger RNA from Seminavis robusta, 948 nucleotides. The record is from the annotation of a GenBank genome assembly. Lineage: Eukaryota; Bacillariophyta; Bacillariophyceae; Naviculales; Naviculaceae.